Fusarium redolens is the source of this 2304-nucleotide messenger RNA. Its product is annotated as ferric reductase like transmembrane component-domain-containing protein. Bases 1 to 2304 code for a protein of 767 amino acids. The transcript has a single exon. Gene Ontology annotation, cellular component: plasma membrane. Gene Ontology annotation, molecular function: ferric-chelate reductase activity. Lineage: Eukaryota; Fungi; Ascomycota; Sordariomycetes; Hypocreales; Nectriaceae. The record is from RefSeq and is a predicted model, not a curated record. Gene Ontology annotation, biological process: intracellular iron ion homeostasis; iron ion transport; copper ion import.
AUGGCUCAAUCAAAGCGAGUGGCUGUAUCAGCCCUCCUAACACUAUGUGCCAUUGGCGUCCAAGCCGAUGGCACAGGCCUUAUCGGCUGGGGAAAGACUAUGUAUAACCCAACAUGCUCCUUUGCCUGUCGACAAGUUAUCCGAAAACAACAACUCUCCUGUACUCCCACCGAAUCGGCCGAGAAUCAUGGUACAGCCCAUAAUCCCGUCACGACACCACCCGAUUGUUUUGUGGAAGAUCAUGUAUUUCUUAAGACUAUGGCUCUUUGCAUAGACACAUAUUGUCCUCUUGCGGGAAAUCCUUCUAUGAGCCUCAUUGAAGACUAUUGGGCAUCGCAUCUUGGAACGGGAACUAUUGGAAACUAUGAAUAUGUUCCUGUUAUGCCGUAUGAAGAUGCUUUGAGUGCCGCCAGGGAAGACGAAUCGAUGGCCUCCCAUAACGCAAGUUCGACGUCCGGUCACAAGAGCGGUAGCCAUCAUAAGAGAACUACUAUUUUCCGACGCCAUGGUGGUCACGAUACCUCUUCACACGAGGGGCUUAUAACCUUCAACGUCUCAAGUCCUUUACCCAUCACCGCUGGCGGAACAGAUCCUCUCAAUGAGACCAGCUUCAUCGGCCCUGAGGAUUGGCAACUCCAGUAUAACUAUCUCUAUGACUUCGAGACCAACGAGGCUGGUCAUACAACGAUGACCAUCACCAUUACUCUCGUGGCCAUCUUCCUCCCAGUCGUCCUCUCAUUGUUAAGGUUCAUACCCAGCCUGACUAAGAGUCGAGGAUGGACAUACUGGCAAUCAUUUCUGGUCAUCCCGGCGGCGUUCGGUAAGCGACAUCGUGAACCAACCGUCGCUGGCCAUGUUCCCAAUAGUGGACAAGCACUCUACAUCUCGCUAAUCAGCAUUCUCAACAUCUUACUCUGGCUUGGACCAUAUACAAUCCAUCAACCUCAAGCUAGCUUUGCCUCCCUCAAGAUGCAGACAAUCAGCAUCGUGGGCAACCGCGCAGGUGACAUGGCAAUGGGAAACGUUGUGGCUUUGUUCCUCUUUUCAGCUCGCAACAAUAUUCUUCUCUAUGUCACGGACUGGAGUCACAGUACAUAUCUUCUUCUGCAUCGAUGGCUUGGAUACUGGGCCAUCUUCCAUACGAUCGUUCAUUCUGCCAUGCUUCUAGCCAACUAUGUCAUCCAAGGCACCUACGAAGAAGAACUGAUACGUGAGUACUGGAUUUGGGGUAUUGUAGGAACAGUGGCAGUGUGUGCGAUAUUGCCCUGCUCCCUGCUGCCAGUCCGGCAGAAGAUGUACGAGUUCUUUCUUGGAUCGCACAUAAUCUUAGCUCUUCUCUUCAUCAUUGGAUACUACUACCAUAUCUGGUAUCUUUAUGAGUACAAUUGGGGCUACGAGAUCUUUGCAUUCGUGGUGGGAGGUAUUUGGGGUCUGGAACAUGUCGUUCGACUAGUUCGCAUGGCUUGGCAAGGUAGUCGAAAGGCAACCAUCUCGACCAUUUCAGAUGUUGACGGAGAGUAUAUCCGAAUUGAGAUUGAUGGGAAGCCUCUGGAGGGUGGUGUUGCGUAUCUUGCUUUUCCUACACUUUCGUGGCGUUUCUGGGAGACUCAUCCCUUUUCUGUGGCACAUUCUGGCUCAUUAACUAGUGAGAACAGCCAUCAGCCAUCGACAACUGGUGCCAAAGAGGAAAGUGUGACAGUCUCACCUAGUUCUGAGACAGAUGCUGAAAAGGCUGUUAAUAUCGACCAGAACACUUCAGUUGUUAGCGCAACUGAGGGGAGGUCUACCGUCUUCUAUGCUCGGGUCCGAACGGGCAUGACCAAGAAACUUGCAUCGCGAGUAUCUGGCCAGCAGUGUCAAGCACUUCAACUUCGGGUGAUGAUAGAAGGACCUUACCAUCAUUCCGGCCAUAUUUCACCUCAACUCUCGCACUGCAAAGGCAUUUUGUGUAUUGCGGGAGGCGUUGGCAUUACAGCCUGUCUCCCAUAUCUUCGACAAGGUGCUCCGGGCAACACGAAGCUUUUCUGGUCGAGCCGCAAGAAAGGCCUUAUCACAGCCCUAACACCUGCUCUUGCUGAUCUGCCUAGGAGUGUGCAGGUCGAAACGGUUGUGGGGGAGCGUUUGGAUCUUAGGGGCAUCUUGACCCAAGAACUGAUUGAGGCGCAAGAUGAUGGUGCGCUGGCGAUUGUCAUGUGUGGACCUCCUGGUAUGGCUGAUGAGGUGCGUAGGGACAUUGUUGAGAUUGUGAGGAGCAACGCCUUAUGCCGCGCCUAUGUGCUCUUAGAUGAAGCCUUUUCUUGGUAG